This is a messenger RNA of Zootoca vivipara (common lizard), 3406 nucleotides long. It is a transcript of the gene AMIGO2, whose product is annotated as adhesion molecule with Ig like domain 2. The record is from RefSeq and is a predicted model, not a curated record. Gene Ontology annotation, cellular component: membrane. Gene Ontology annotation, biological process: brain development. Gene Ontology annotation, molecular function: protein binding. NCBI's taxonomy places the organism in Eukaryota, Metazoa, Chordata, Lepidosauria, Squamata, Lacertidae.
CUGCCCUGCCGCCGCCUCCUUGCUCCCUCCUGCGGAUCUCGAAAACUUCCAGCGCACUCCGGGAAAAGGAGCAUGCACGGCGGGAGGAGGCGCAGCGCGAAAGCCCAGGCCCCUGGUCCCACGCCGGAUCUCCGCAGCUCUUUGCCAUGAAGCACUGGCUCCCGCACCUUCAGGAUCAGAGCGACUGGCGCAAAGCUAACUACAUGUAUAAAGUGUGGCAAGGAGCACUGGGAGACGGCUAAAACACAGUCAUGUCUUUGGUUUGGCACACCAUUUCAGCUCUUCACGUGAACUACAAGAAACUGAUAUGCCUCUUGGUCGUUGCCAUAAGUUUGUGCCGCAGUGCCUCUGCGAUGUGUCCUGCCGCUUGCAUUUGUGCCAGCGACAUUGUGAGCUGCACCAGCAAGAACCUCUCGAGAGUGCCCACAACCCUCUUCAAGCACACGAAAAGAUUGGACCUCAGUCACAACCGAAUUGGGAUUUUGGAUCACGACUGGAUGCCAGUGUUGCUUGAUAAACUGGCCACCCUCAUUGUCAGCCAUAACGGCAUCACGAGUAUCUCCCCAGGAAGCUUUUCCGCGACUCCCAAUAUCAAGUACCUCGACUUGUCGUCCAACAGCUUGAGGUCCCUUGGCAGUCCUGUCUUCCAGGAACUGAGAGCUCUGGAGAUUUUGUUGCUGUAUAACAAUCACAUUGCCCAUAUUGAUUCUGCUGCUUUUGGGGGAAUACCCAAAUUGCAGAAGCUCUAUUUGAGUUACAAUUCUCUCUCCCAGUUCCCAAUCGACUUGUACAUUGGGAAACGUAAACUCUCCGAACUUGUGCUAUUAGACAUUUCUUACAACCAAAUCCAGUCGAUACCCAUUCACUACAUGAGCUUAGUACCAGCCAGACAUCUUAGUGGGAUUUAUCUUCACGGGAACCCCUUUUACUGUGACUGCACACUUUACUCCAUGCUAAGCUUCUGGUAUCUUAGACACUUCAGCUCGGUGGAGGAUUUCAAGGCUGAGUAUACAUGUGUGUUGCGGUCAGGCUCCAAAACGAAUAAACUGCCCUUAUUGCACGACAACUACUUGAAUUGCUCGGAAAGCACCAUCAAUGGCUCUUUCCAUGCGUUUGGCUUUAUUCAGGAAGCCCAACUUGGGGAGAGGCUGAUCAUACCUUGCGACACUAAAAUCAGCGACGCAGGCACCCACUUCGUUUGGAUCAGCCCAGACAAUCAGUUUUUGGAGCCCAGCAAAGAUAUUGAACACUUCAGAGUAUUUCUCAAUGGGAGUCUGGAAAUCGACGAGGUCCAGUAUGAGGAUGCUGGACUUUAUUCCUGCAUUGCAAUAAACAGGAAAAGACUGUUGAAUGAGACAAUCGAGGUGAAGAUCAACGUGAGCAAUGUCACCGUGGACCGGUCUCACUCUCACGAAACCUUCAACACGGCUUUCACCACCCUUGCCGCUUGUGUAGCCAGCAUUAUCUUGGUCCUCCUUUACCUCUACCUGACGCCGUGCCCUUGUCGGUGCAGGUCCAAGAGAAGGAAAAGGCAGCCGAGCCAAAGUAACCCUCAUGCCUCCAUAUUGACCUCGAAUCCUCCCCUGGACCUUCCAGCUGAUGAGAAAAAAGCCAGCAGUGGCAAGAGGGUGGUGUUCCUUGAGCCCGUGAAGGAGCCAAAGCUGGGACAGAAUGGGAAAGUAAGGAUGUUUCCUGGUGAGAACAUCAUUGCAGAAAGUAUCCUAAAAACUCCCCGAACGAAAUCGGACUCCGAUUCCAUGAACUCGGUGUUUUCGGACACGCCUUUCAUGCCGUCCUCUUAGCUUCCUGCCUGCAUUCGCAUUGUAUGGCUAACUCUUUCAACAGCUAGCUGUCCUGCCUCUAGCCAAUCUUAAAAGAAUAGGGGAAACUCUUUCAAAGCAAAAGAAAUUAUGAGGUCGUUCUGAUAGGUGGUGGUUACAUGCCCUUCAUUCUGUAAACCUGGACCAGUGCUGGGGAGGAACACUUUGCUAGAUGGCUUUUGCAGCUCCCUGCUUUGAAGUGGCCACAUCAUGACAGAUGCCACUGCUGUUUCAAUUUCUGUGCUUAUGGGCAUGUGAGUGCCGUUCAAUGAGUGGCAUUUGUGCACUGCUCCCAUUCACUUCAGUGAAGCUUGUAUUGGAGAGCUUCCCAGCAGAUUAGAUCCUUGGCUGUGUACCUGUAUAGAAUUUGUGUAAUUGUAAUUGUCAGGGAUCAGAACCACAAUCAAUAUGGCUCCUAGAGCUGAGCUUAGAUAGGGAAAGAGAGAAAUAGCCAUUUACUAAACUUCUGGUUUCUGCCUUUAGGCACUGAGCACAUAACAGAAACAAAGGAAGUGAUACAACAGAAAUAUUUCAAAAUGGGCUUUUGCAUAAAUUAUGACCUAAGCUUUGUGAUUUUGGGGGGAGGAGUGGUGUCAUCUCCUUCUGAAUACUAGAGAUUCAAUAGCCAGUAACCGAAUGUAUGAUUACGUGGUAUAAAUAAACUUUCACUAUAUGAAAACUUUGACAGAAAACACUUGUUCAAAGUUACGAUCUAGAAACCACUUGAGCCUUUAAUGCUUUUUUUCUGAAAAGGUACAGCACUUUGCUCCUGUUAAGAAAUCGGAGCCAUAGCGAUAUUCAACAGGUAAAGUUUCCCCACCAGUGCACAGAGACGGGAGAAGCUGCACCUUUGGAAUAUCUGGGUUCCUCACCAUUCUUAAAGAGACAGGAGCUAUGUUGCUUCUGGAAUGUGGCCACUUCAGUCUACCUACUUAUUCUUGCGUAUGUGGUGUGUGGCUUGAGGACAGAAUAUCUUAGGAGAGGAAAGCAGAGGAUUAGUUUGGAAGUAAAGGAACCAGGGUUUGUGCAAUUUCAUGUUUUGUAUAUGAGCUACUGCACUUUGAACACUUUUGCUGACUUAAUGAGAGCCAUAAUGGAAACCACCAAUCCCAAAUUGAAUCCUGGAGCAGCCAGGCCUUCUCAUUAUCAGCGAUGAAAUGGCUGGCAUGUCCGGACAUUGCCUUCUACAGCUGACGGGGGAACCUGGUUGCAUCCAGCUUCCCGGAUUGCAGCCUUACUUGGAAGAAUCGGAGUAAUUCGGCAGGUUUUUCGGAACAUAUUAAUGUACCAAUUUACAGGCAUAUAAAUGACGAUGUAUCAAUUUACAGGCAUAUAAAUGACGAUGUAAUGAAAUUUGCAUUUCGUGGUUUGAUAUAGAAAGCGUCAAUUAAGUACUUAUUUCUAGGCUUAUCAGUUUUGAGAAUUUUCCAUUCCUAGCAGAAGAACUAGAAUUUUGUAGGAUUAGGCCUUUAUAGUGAUUUCCAUCUGCUUUAGUAUGGGGUUUUUUUGUUAUAAAAUAGACUACCAAAAAAAAAAAAACCUGUGUUGUUUCUAGAAAACAAAAGACUCCAGUAUUCUUAGUGUUG